Messenger RNA from Mytilus californianus (California mussel), 5227 nucleotides. RefSeq names its product peroxisomal targeting signal 1 receptor-like. Gene Ontology annotation, biological process: protein import into peroxisome matrix, docking. Gene Ontology annotation, cellular component: peroxisomal membrane; cytosol. The record is from RefSeq and is a predicted model, not a curated record. Gene Ontology annotation, molecular function: protein binding. The transcript is spliced from 17 exons. The coding region runs from base 132 to 1982 and encodes 616 amino acids. NCBI's taxonomy places the organism in Eukaryota, Metazoa, Mollusca, Bivalvia, Mytilida, Mytilidae.
AAAGCGUCAUAUUUGACUUAAAAGAUGUUGUUCGGCUAAUAUUGGACGAUGGACUGUGUUUCUGAAAAUCUUAGUUAACACUUAUACUUCUUUAAGAACGCUAAAGAAGUCAUAUUUUUUAAACAGAAAAGAUGGCUAUGAGAAAUUUGGUGGAGGGGGAAUGUGGUGGAUCAAAUUCACUGAUGAAAUUGACGUCACAUUUCACACAGGAUAGAGGAUUACGACAGGAAAACUUCAGUCAUGGAAGAGUCCAACACCCACAGCAAAUGCAUGGUAGACCAAUAGGACAGUCAACAGAAAACGAGUUAGUAGAUGAGUUUCUGUCAAGUCAGAGAAUUACAAUGGCUCCACAGACAUUCCACAUGGGCGGAUUACUCCAGGAAAUGAGAGAAAUAGAGGAAUCUGAAUUCAAAUACACACCUGAGAGAGCUCCAGCAAUAGCAGAACUUGCUUCGUCAGACUCAUGGGCUCAGGAAUUCCUCACAACAGAAGCUGACAGUCCAUCAGAGAAAUGGUCCAGUGAAUAUUUAUCAGAGAAACCCACACAAAUUUUAGCUCCUACUAACCUUAAAUGGGCUGAGGAGUACUUAGAUCAGACAGAAGCACACACUAGACCAUGGGAAGAAGAAUUUAAAGAAUUGGAUGACACAAAAUGGUUGGAUGAAUUCUCCUCAGAAAGGGAACAAAAUAAAGAAUUAUCAGAUACAGCCAAGGAAUUGUUAGGAUCUGUUAACGAUCCCAAGUUCAGUAAUUCUGAAUUUAUGAAGUUUGUGAAGCGGAUAGGGGAUGGAGAAAUUACUAUAGAGAAUAAUGAUGUGAUAGAAUUGUCCCAACAAGACAAGGCUGAAGAUUGGGCUCAGGAGUUUUCUGUAAAUCAGGCUGGUAAAUCAUUAGUUGAUCAGUGGGAAGAUGAGUAUGCUGAGAUGACAGGGAACCAGGAUGUAACAGAUGAAAACUUCUGGGAAAAAUUACAAAAACAUUGGGAGGAUGUCGACAAAACUACAAAUGAUGGUCAUCCAUGGCUAACAGAAUUUGAACAAACAGAUCCAUAUAAAGAAUAUAAAUUUGAAGAAGAGAAUCCUUUGAUAGAUCAUGAGAAUCCAUUCCAAGCAGGCUUAGAUAAGUUACAGGAGGGAGAUAUACCUAAUGCUGUUUUAUUGUUUGAAGCUGCAGUGCAGAAAAAUGAGCAACAUGCUGAGGCCUGGCAGUAUUUAGGUACAACACAGGCAGAAAAUGAACAAGAACCCGCUGCAAUAGCUGCACUUAAAAAAUGUUUGGAAUUGAACAGUUCAAAUUUAACAGCACUAAUGUCCUUAGCAGUUAGUUAUACAAACGAAUCGUUAGCUGGACAUGCAUGUCAGACUUUGAAAUUGUGGUUGAAAAAUAAUCCUAAAUAUUCACACAUGGUACCAGGUGAAAUUGCUCCUACACUUGCUCCUUCCUCAUUUGUAUCCAGUUCUGAUCACACAGAAGUACAAGGUCUAUUUAUAGAAGCUGCUAGAAUGUCCCCUCAAGAGAUUGAUGCAGAUGUGCAGAAUGGACUUGGUGUAUUAUUUAAUCUGAGCGGCGAGUAUGAUAAAGCUGUAGAUUGUUUUAGUGCAGCUUUGCAAGUUAGACCUAAUGAUGCCUUGUUAUGGAAUAAAUUAGGUGCUACUUUGGCCAAUGGAAAUAGAAGUGAUGAAGCAGUUGAGGCCUACCAUCAUGCAUUACACAUAUCGCCAGGUUUUAUCCGGUCGCGAUAUAAUCUUGGAAUAGCAUGUAUAAAUCUGGGAGCUCACAAUGAAGCAGUUGAACAUUUUUUGACAGCUUUGAAUAUGCAGAGAAAGAGUCAUGGAUUGAAAGACCCUCAGUUAGUAAUGUCGAAAAAUAUUUGGGGAACAUUGAGAAUGGCAGUUUCACUUAUGGGACGACCUGAUUUGUAUGAAGUUUGUGAUAGAAAUGAUUUAGACAGUUUAAACAGAGAUUUUAACAUGGAAUCCUGAUAUCAACUAAAUAUGGGGGAACAUUAUACUACUCAGGAAAAUAUGGAUUAUUUACCCGGAGUUUUGAAUUUGAUAUUCAAAUAGAUCCAGAAAAGUCAGAUUUAUGUUGAAAAAUAGGUCACAGUGGCCUUGUGCACUUGGCAUUUGAUAUGAUACAUUGAAAGGAAUAUCAUCUUUCACCAAACAUUGCAAGCAUGUGAUAUUAUAGUAUAUUUUAAUUCUCUUUAAACUUUCUAUGUUAUGGGCCAUAUUUGAGAGAAGAGAGCGAGUUUUGUAAUUCUAUAAUUGGAGCAAUACCAUAUAAUAACAAAGUUUGUUAUUUUCAGUAGAAGUUAAGCUUUGCUAAUAGGAAUGAAUCUGUGUGCUAUUGAUCAUCUUCCAAUGCAACACAAACAUAUAUGCCUAUUUUCACUAGAUUUGACCUUCUUCAUGUAGGUUCUUACACUUUUAAUAUUUGGGUAAUAAUAUUUUCUAAUGCAGUCAUCUGAUGCAACUAUUUUUACAAUGAUUGCUGUCUUUUCACUCUAUUUACUUUUCUUUUGAUGAGAAAAAAAUUCUUUCAUUAUGAUAUGAUAUCAGUAAUAGCUUCAUUCAAGUUUUAUGGCACUAAUUGUAGAUGAGCUUGUAUACAUAAUAAAAUGUUUGUGCAUGCAUUUGGUCGAAAGCUGUGUGGUAGGAUCUCUGAUAUAAGAACUGUUUCAUCAUUUAAUUUGUUCAACCUCUCUGUAGCCAUUGAUAGUCAUUAAAGAGGCACUUAGUGAGUCAUUUAUAUGUGUAACAAACUAACUUUGUGCAUGAUAUCUCAUCAUGAUUUACAUUUUUCUGGUAUUCUAAAGUCAUAUACUGUGGAUUCAUUAUUAUUCGUGGAUUUUGUGGGUAUAGAUGAACAAUGAAUUUUUUUGUUCAACCAAGGACAAACUAUCUUUAGCUGUAUUUGGCAAAACUUUUAGGAAUUUUUGGUCCUCAAUGCUCUUCAACUUCACACUUUAUUUGGCUUUUUUAUUUUUUUUUCAUUCGAGCGUCACUGAUGAGUCUUUUGUAGACGAAAAGCGUGUCUGGCGCAAUUACAAAAUUUCAAUCCUGGUAUCUAUGAUGAGUUUAUUUCUAUAUGCUUAUAUGCAAAUUUUGCCAAAACCAUAAAAAAUAAAAUAUCCACAAAAUUACAAUCAUUCCUUUAUCCACGAAAAUAAUUGAAUCCAAGUAAAGCAACAAUUUAUUUAUUCAUUGGAAGACAAUAAUUCAGUUGAACCCCUUCUUCUUCCUGACCUUGCAAUAACAAAUGGUAAUCAUGAGCAUUUGCAUAUGUUUGGUAUUAAGACUAUGGUAAAUACUUCCAUGAGGCUCUAAUUUUCUCUUUAUUUGCAGCAGGAGUUAAACCACAAAAUUUAACUACCGGUAUGUGAGCACUUGAUUGUCCAAUUUAUGCAUUGUACAAUGCCUUUAAACAUGAACAAUGAAACAUGAUAAAUAUUUAACUGUCAAUUCUAAGGCCCAAAACAUGAACAAAACAUGACACAAAAAUAACUGAUAGCUUGAUUUACGUCAAUACUAUAUAAUAAUGAUAAAUAUGAAACAAACUGAAAAAUUUUCUCUUAAAAAAAAGUUAACUGAGUUUGUAAGAGUGCAUUAAAACUUUAAUGAAGCUAUAUUGAUAUCAUAUAACUAAGCACAAAAAGACAGAAAUUUAAGCACAUGCAUUAUCACAACAUGUAAAAUUGCAAUUGUAUACAUGCCUUUGUAUAUUUAUCAAAUAGUGAUAUGAAAUUUUAAUGAAGCUUAAUUGAUAUCAUCCAAAUUUUGUAUGUUCUUGAAACAUCUGUUUUAUCUAAAUGAGUCAAAACUUUGGUAUGCAAUUAAUGUUGACAGCUUAAACAUCUAUGAUUGAUAUGUUAUUAAACAUGUUAUCUUUGGUCUUCAAUUAUUUAAUACAGAGUUGUUGAGAAACCACAUAAAAUACAAAUGAUUUACACUUAACAUAAGUAUCAGAUAUAUUGUACAUUUUUAGUAAUUGAUGCAAUAUGGUUCAAAUGAGAUAAUCUCCAGUUUAUCAAAAUAAAAUCUCAAUAAGGAAAAGUACAGUCCAUCACACAUUUCAACUUCUACAUGUCAUAUGAAUGUCUGGUAGGUCCAAUUCAUAACUUUUUUUGCUGGUCCGUAUGUGUCUUAUUACCACUUGAUAAAGAGUUUAUAUCAUUCAAGUUUUGUAUGUUCUUGAAUAGGUGAUUGUGUCAAUAACAUUUUUAUAUCCCGAGACUUUUAUAUAUCAUCUCUUCAUAUAUAAGAUAAUAAAAAGAUGGAAAUUUCAGCUAAUAUUUUGAUAUUAUAAAUUGCUAAUUUUUGUAUUAGUUAAUAGUUCUACUUUAUCAAAAGAAUCCUUUGAUAUUUGGUAUAAUGUUCAAUUAUAUUGAAUGGAAAGGUCCAUUGUUUUUUUAAUUAGUCUGUUUAUAUGUGUCAUACAAGUGAGUGGUUUAUCUAGCUAUAAAACCAGGUUUAAUCCACCACUUUCUACACAAGGAAAUACCUGUUUCAAGUCAGGAAUAUGCCAUUUGUUUUCCAUUCCUUUGAUGUGUUUGAGCUUUUGAUUUUGCCAUUUGAUAAAGGACUUUCCGUUUUGAAUUGUCCUUGGAGUUCAUCACUUUUGUUAUUUUAGUUUUUACAAAGCAUGAUCAUUUUCACAUAUCACUAGUAUGCUCUUAUCCUAUUUAUGGUUGUUGAUAUCCAUAGGUCAUUAAAAAUAUUUGACACAUGUAAUUUGAUUUGAAAUUUUUUUCAGAAUUUUGUCCCAGUCCAACACUUAUAUCCAGAUAUAAGGGCACAUAUUUUGUAUGUGAAAAUGUUUUUUUUAAAACUAUUUAAAAACACCAUUGACAGCUCAUUAUUUCAUUAGCAGAUGAUUAUGGGGAUAUGUGGUAAUUUUUUUUUUAUUGAAAGAAAUUCUUUUAUUUGUGGCUGAUUUACAGAUGUAGAAGUGUCCAUUUUUCAUGUGACUUGAUAAAAUAUAUGUCUUGGACGAUAGAAGGUUAAUCAAUAUUACCAUAAUAACAUUGAACAGUGGCAUUGUGUACAAUCUAAUUAUAUUGAUGGAUAUCUUAUAUAAGCUUCCAAUGGUAUUUUCAUGUAAAGACUGCCACCCUAUUUGUAAAACACUUUGUUCAUUGAGACUUAUUGUGACAUGCUUUUAUCUUGUUUAUGAAUGAUUGUUAUAGAAUAUUGAUUAUUUCCAUUAAAUUAUUUUUAUACACCAA